Messenger RNA from Miscanthus lutarioriparius, 792 nucleotides. The record is from the annotation of a GenBank genome assembly. Lineage: Eukaryota; Viridiplantae; Streptophyta; Magnoliopsida; Poales; Poaceae.
AUGAGUACAACCAAGGUGAAGAGACGUGUGGGCAAGUACGAGCUCGGCCGCACCAUAGGCGAGGGCACAUUCGCAAAGGUCAGGUUCGCGAGGGACACGGUGACCGGCGAGGCCGUAGCCAUCAAGAUCCUAGAUAAGGAGAAGGUACUCAAGCACAAGAUGGUUGAGCAGAUUAAGCGGGAAAUCUCGACGAUGAAGUUGAUCAAGCACCCUAAUGUCGUCCGCAUAUACGAGGUAAUGGGAAGUAAAACAAAGAUCUACAUUGUGUUAGAAUUUGCUACCGGUGGCGAGCUCUUUGAUACAAUUGUUAACCAUGGCCGAAUGAGGGAAGAUGAGGCAAGGAGGUACUUCCAACAAUUAAUCAAUGCAGUUGAUUAUUGUCAUAGCAGGGGUGUGUACCACCGGGAUUUAAAACCUGAAAAUUUACUGCUUGAUUCAUAUGGAAACCUGAAGGUCUCUGACUUUGGGCUGAGCGCGCUAUCUCAGCAGAUCAAGGAUGAUGGACUGCUGCACACGACUUGUGGGACUCCAAACUAUGUUGCACCAGAGGUCCUUGAAGAUCAAGGCUAUGACGGUGCAAUGGCUGAUCUGUGGUCAUGUGGAGUUAUCCUGUUUGUUCUGCUAGCAGGGUAUUUGCCAUUUGAGGACUCUAAUCUCAUGACUUUGUAUAAGAAAAUAUCAAAUGCAGAAUUUACAUUUCCACCGUGGACAUCUUUUCCUGCCAAGAGGUUGUUAACAAGAAUACUUGAUCCAAAUCCAAUGACGGUAUGCCAGAGCACAAAAGCUGCUUGA